CAAAAAUGUCAUUAAGAAGUGUUGUCGAAAUUGUAACUCAUGUAGAAAGCUUUAGAAAUGUUGAUCUCUAUUAUUAAGGUGUUUAUUUCUUAAGAAUCACUAUCCAUAAUGAUGCUCCACAAGAUGUAUCUACAUUUAUAACUUUUAGAUUAAUAAAAUCUAUGCUCAUCCACAUGAUCCUUGUGAAUCUUAUAAAACUUAUCCAUAAGAGGCUUAAUAGAAUGUUAAUCCACCUAAAUAUUAUGAAACUCAUAUAUUUAGACCAGCAUCCAUAGUUACAUCAAAUUCAGCAUUUUAUACUAAAGCAUUUUUUAUUAAGUUUUGUGAAGAGGAAAUUGAACUCAAUGAUAUUUGUAAUUUCAGAAUUGAAUUCGAUGCAGGUCCAAAAAAAGAAUAGUCACUUAUUAUGUAAGUUGAUUUAAUGUUUUUUGAUUGUUUGAAUUCUUAAAAAGAUUAACCAAAACAAGAACCACUCUAUACCAAAUAGGAUAAAGAAGAUUAUGCUAUACCUGAUGGAAAAAUUCAAGCAACUGCUAAAUUUAAAAUCAAAAAUGUUUUAUAACCAAAUCACUAAUUUGUACCUAUCAUCUUUGAAGAACAAAACUUUUGUUAAGCAAACAUGGUUGUACAUACUAUUACUUUAGAUUAUCGUUUUCGUACUCAUCCUAUUCAAUUAUUUUAAUUUGCUAGACUUAAAUUUGAAGAACGUAAUUAAUUGUUAGAAGGAAAAGUACCUAACACUCUUGAUAAAAAUAAAAAUCAAUCCAAACCUUUAAUUAAUUCAGAUCAAAUUUCAAUGUAUGAAACCAUUUAAAAAUAAUUCAAAGAGUUGAAAGGUUUAGAUUAUUAUGGUAUGCAGUAAGAAUUUGUGGAAAGCUUAAAAGGUUAUUAUGAAUAACUUUACUAACAUUAUAAUUUAAUAUAUUCUAAAUGUAUUUUAGAGAAAUAAAGAAAACAUUUUAAAAAGUAUUUAUAUCCACCUCUUAAAUUGAUUGUUCCUGAAUACAUAACAAGUGAAACUUAUUAGAAUAUAAAGGGACAAUUAACAAGAAAGGAAUUAAAUUAAAGAAUAGAGGAGAAAUUCCAUACUUCAGAUCCUGAGACAAUUAUACAUUCAAUCCUUAAUGAAACUAAUUUAAUAAGUUGUUAACUCUUUUAAAUGUGGAUUAAAGUGCUUGAUUUAUAUAGAAUAAGUCCUAGAUUCUGUGUAGCCUUAUUGUAAUUUGAUUACUAAAAGAUUAUUAAAAAUAGAUGGUAAUAGUUUUGUGUAAGAUCUCCAUUUCAAUAAUUAUUAGAUAAGAAUUUGGGAAUAGAACAUAAAUCUAAAAGUGAGAAAAUGAGAUAAGAAUCUAAAGUUUAAGAAUUAGGAGUUGAGGAUUUAAAUUCAUAUCCUAAAAUAGAGACUUAACCAAUUAUAUUUGAGGAAUUCACUCCUAGAGAAGAUAAAGAUAAAAAUGAAGAAAACAUAGUAGAUGCAGAUAUAACUAAUAGUGAAUAUGAUAUAAUGUCAUAUAGAGGAAUUCAUUUAAUAGUAUUAGUGCAUGGUUUCUAAGGUAAUUCAUAUGAUAUGAAAUUAUUUAAAAAUUACAUAUCAUUAGCACAUCCUGAAGCGAUGUUUUUAUGUUCAUCAAUAAAUGAAGAAAAUACUGAAGGUAAUAUAUAAGAAAUGGGAGAAAAAUUAGCUACUGAAGUAAUCAACUUUAUAUCUGAAAAUUGUCCUGAAAAUACUUUAGGAAGAUUAAGUUUUAUUGGACAUUCAUUAGGAGGAGUAAUAAUAAGAGCAUCAUUACCUUAUCUUGAUAAAUAUUAAGAUAAAAUGUAUACUUAUAUUAGUCUUUCAUCUCCAUAAUUAGGUUAUUUUUAUAAUGCUAGUAAAAUUGUUGAUGCUGGUAUGUGGGUAUUGAAAUAAUGGAGAAAAAGUAAAUGUUUAGAAUAGUUACAAAUGACUGAUAAUCGUAAUAUUGAAGAAACAUGUCUCUAAAAACUGGCUUAAGCAAAAGGUUUAGCUUGGUUUAAAAAUGUUUGUUUUUUUAGUUGUAUCUAAGAUAGUUAUGCUCCUUAUGAUUCUGCAAGAGUUCAAUUAUCUAAGGAAGCAAUUGAAGAUCAGUAUUUAUAUAAACUAUCACUUUAGGAGAAAUAAACCUUAUGUUUAGAUGGUUAAAGCUUUAUUAAGACAUCUUGAAAAUACUAAUGUAUAUCGUAUUGAUGUUAAUUUUGAAAUUUAAGAAAAGUAAUUUCUAAAUUAAUUUAUUUAAGAAAUCUUGAUACUUUGAUUGGUAGAACUGCUCAUAUUUAAUUCUUAGAAUGCCAGCCCCUAUUGAGAAUGGUUGUUAGUUUAUAUGAUCAAUUCUUUUGUUGA
Paramecium sonneborni is the source of this 2359-nucleotide messenger RNA. The record is from the annotation of a GenBank genome assembly. NCBI's taxonomy places the organism in Eukaryota, Ciliophora, Oligohymenophorea, Peniculida, Parameciidae.